AUUGAUUGAUGUGUGUGUAUAUAUAUAUGGAAACAAGUAAAAAACAAAAACGGAAAUUAACUUUCCAUUUUUGGGCAAGAAAAUCUUUAUCUUUCUCAUUUUUAACGAAUCAAAUCUUUGCUUGGGUCAAUGUCCAAACACUAUCCCCAGUUAUUUAUUCACCAAACCCCAGAAUCUCGAUAGCCUCUUCUCUCCACCGCCGGAUUCAGCCUUCUCCGGCGUCUCCCUGAGAGCUUUGUCGGCCACCAUUCCACACGUCACGUAGUCUCCUGCAAAAACCGAACUCUGGUUUCUUGUUUGGCGAAAUCGACUCGUGUUGUUGUGUAGGGCUGAGGUAUUAAGGGCUGGUCCGGCCCAUAGAUAAAAACUAAAAGCCCUAACCCUAAUUAAUUGUUCCAAAGCACUGAAAUAAGGAUGGGUUUAAAUAAAUUUAUAGAAAAAUAAAUCCAUGUUUUAUGUUGAAACGACGUUGUUUUGUGUGUUCUCUCUCUCUUCUUCCUCAAACUUAGACGACGAUCUCUUCUUCUCUCUCUCCGCCAGUCUCUCUCUCUAACUAGAGCAAACCCAGAAUUCAAGACAAGAGAGAUGGAAGUGAGAAGCGAGAUGAAGCAGAAUAUUUACGAGAUUUUCAAAAACUUUAUGACGGGGAUCACAAAGCUUGAGGAACUAGAUAAUGCUACAAACAUCUUUCUUCUACGCUUUCAGCAAGGACUCUGCUUGCUCAAACGCUCUCCAAUAGUCACUUCCUCCAAGUUGAUCGAAAACAUUCUCAAGAACAAUGAAACAAGACGGCUUAAAUCAUACGUAGAAGCAGGCUGUAUUAACAUCGAUGAUGCUGCACGAAGCACACGGGAUUUGCAUACAUCUCUAUCAGGACUUUCUGACCACCUAAUCAAAGCUCAAAGCUUGUUAUCUGACCUCGAGCGUCUCACUGAUGAUGCUGCCCUUGCAAUUGAGACUGCAACAAAGCUCUCCACACAACUAGAUGAAGAAUCAGGUGAUGAUUUGCGACAAGUGACGAGUGAAGAGAACGAAACUGUACCUUUUGCUCAAGAACCUGAAGUUACAGAGUACGCUACAGUUAUUGCAGUGGUUUACAGUAUGGUGAAGCAGAACUAUGUUAUGCAGGAAAAGAUUGUGAGAUCGCUUAGUUUGAAGACCUCAUUUGAUGAACUAGAUACUUACACUCUGAUGUGGUCAUUGCGUCCGUUUGUAGAAGACGAGAUUAUGAACAGAGCAUGGAAAUGUAUCUACUAAUACACACUUAUUCAAUCAGUCUGUCACUUAUUCAAUCAGUUUUGUUCGUUUAGUUCGUUACUUUGUUUCCCAUUUAUUGAAAAGAAAGCAAAUACGGGCCCUAUUACAAACA
Messenger RNA from Brassica napus (rape), 1369 nucleotides. RefSeq lists its product as uncharacterized. NCBI's taxonomy places the organism in Eukaryota, Viridiplantae, Streptophyta, Magnoliopsida, Brassicales, Brassicaceae. The transcript is spliced from 8 exons. The record is from RefSeq and is a predicted model, not a curated record. The coding region runs from base 586 to 1257 and encodes 223 amino acids.